Molecule: messenger RNA, 1287 nt
Organism: Argiope bruennichi
Lineage: Eukaryota; Metazoa; Arthropoda; Arachnida; Araneae; Araneidae
Exons: 10
Coding region: 1-1287 (428 amino acids)
Biological process (GO): sodium ion transmembrane transport
Cellular component (GO): membrane
Molecular function (GO): ligand-gated sodium channel activity
Source: RefSeq, a predicted model, not a curated record
AUGGAAAAUAACGAGUGGGCGAGAUACGGUUCAUUUAGAAAGAAACAACCACAAGAAUUAAAGAAUGGAGACAAAAUGCUUCGAGAAAAAAAGAGGUCCAUUUUCAAGAUCAAUCACUAUAAAUACCAGUCUUUCGGUCUCUACUUGAAAAGCAUCUUGAAGACGUCUCUCAUCACCAGCAUUCCUGAGAUAGCGGCAAAUAAGAGCUGGACGAAGAGGAUCAUCAAGAUCAUAGUCUUCAUCAUGUGCCUCAUCGGAUUUUUCUACCAGACGAUGAAUUUCCUGGGGAUGUACUGGGCCUACCCAACGGUUGUCAAUGUGUAUGUUACUAAUCCUUAUGAGAUAGUCCAGCCAGCUGUGACUAUAUGCAAUUAUAACAGGAAACGAAGAACUUUUAUAUGCACUCUACCCGACAACGAAUGCGUGUUUUUGAAUUCUGAUGAGUUCUGCAAAAUUUAUCCACAGUAUUGCCCUCAUAUGGAUCCUAAAAAAGCCUUUACUGGGAUGGCGUAUCUGAAUGAUCUGAUGGACUGGGAAUACAAAUGGGAAUAUACAUACGAGGAGUGCCACAACGAAACGAUGAUCGCUCAUUGUGAAAUAAAACUGGGAAGGCAGAAUACCACAUGCAAAAAAUCCUAUAACAGAAUUCCUGUUGUGGACAGCAAAGGCGAUCCUAAUUGCUGUUAUACCAUCGAAUCGUUGGUAGGACAAGCAGACGCUGAAGAUUCUUUGUAUCCUAAUACUUUCAUCAUUGAGUUGGACAUAAACACCCAGGCAGAAGAAUACGUAAUGUCCUCCAUUCCGGUGAUGAUUCAGGUGAAAAUUCACGACCGAAGGUCCGUGAUGAAUCCCUUUUCUGACGGAUACUCUUUGGAAGGAGGAAUGCAGUAUAAUGCGUAUGUAUCUAUGCAAACUCAAGAACUGCUACCUUCUCCGUACGACACGCACUGCUUGGAUUAUUUGGAAAUAUGGAAGAACAAUAAUGGCACUGGACCCCUGAACCAUUUGAUGUGUGUGGAAUAUUGCCAACUGAAUAGACUUCUGGAAUUAGGCCAAUGCAUCGAUAAAAAUGUAGAUUAUCCCCAUGAGCAUCAACUAUGUCCCAAAAAUGAACGAACCCUUACAAGUGAUAUUGUGAAAAAUUGUACUUUAAAAUGUAGAGAUGCCUGCUAUGGUUGUCCUGAUAAGGAAGACAGUUUCACAGAUAGUUUGGAUGAUGUUGGAUCAAUUACCCCCGUCCUUCGCAACAAACUUUACAGUCAUUCGGCAAUUUUGGCUACAAAAUAG